AUGGCGAAACCUGAGGUCACCGAAUCCCCCCUUGACAGCAUCUUCCGCCCACACGACUUCCAGCCAGGAGAAGAGUACAUCGACCUCUACCACGUCUACGACAACCUCUCCCGCACCCCAUUCGUCCGCCGCACCGGCAUCUGGUGUGCAGAUCCGCGACCAGGCCCAGUCCACGCUCUGGAAGCCCACAGAUCCAUCACACCUGCAUCCAUGCGGAAGCACCUCGAUCCGCUCAACCGGCAUCCGACGCAGUUCAUCUCUUUCUACUCGGAACGCGAGGCUGCUCUAGCGGAAGUGCAGCGACGGCGGUGGGAGGUGAAGGUUCCUGGGCCUACGAAACCUGGUGAGUUGGAACCGACGAUGAGGGAUCGGGAUGUCACCUCUGUCCGUAUGGCGCACGUGCGUCUCCAUCCGGGCACUGAGGUCUACUUCUUCUCGCGUGCUGAGAUGCUGGAGAUGAUGGAGGUUCAUCCCGAAGUCGGCAUGGAGCAGUAUGUUCUGGAACACUCCGUUCCAAGCGAGUGGUUUGUAUGGGGCUAUGUGCGGGAAGAGUGUGUUGAGAAUAGGGAGGACUUCUGGGGGAGAGUUUCGCCUCCUCUGGCAGAUGGUGUGUCAGAUUUGCUUGUGACGGCAAUGCGCGCUCUUGACGUCCGCCAGCACUACCAUGCAACGCGGCUCAACGGCGUAUAUCAUCAUGUCGAUCUGGAUACCGGGGUUCGUGAGCGUACAAAUGGAAUUGUGCCCUUCGGAAGACUGGUCAGCGGCGAGUAA
Molecule: messenger RNA, 771 nt
Organism: Saxophila tyrrhenica
Lineage: Eukaryota; Fungi; Ascomycota; Dothideomycetes; Mycosphaerellales; Extremaceae
Exons: 2
Coding region: 1-771 (256 amino acids)
Source: RefSeq, a predicted model, not a curated record